This is a messenger RNA of Medioppia subpectinata, 983 nucleotides long. NCBI's taxonomy places the organism in Eukaryota, Metazoa, Arthropoda, Arachnida, Sarcoptiformes, Oppiidae. The record is from the annotation of a GenBank genome assembly.
GUAGUCGUGAACAGACCCGACGGCUCCGACGUAUAUAAAGGUGUGCCCAAAGACCGAGCCGUAACCGGCGAUGACAUUACACCCGAGAGAUUUUUAGCAGUGCUUAAGGGAGAUAAAGAAAUGGCAGGAAAUAACUCUCUAGUGCUCGAUAGCGGGCCCAAUGAUCACGUAUUUGUUUAUUUAAUUGACCAUGGUGCACCUGAUCUGGUGAAUUUUGUCAAUGAUAAAAUACUUUACGCAGAGGACCUAAUUGCAACAUUAAAGCAAAUGCACCAGGAUAGAAAAUUUGCCAAACUAGUGUUUUAUUUAGAAUCGUGCGAAUCGGGCUCAAUGUUUGACAAACUGCUACCCAAUGACAUUAACGUAUACGUGACUACGGCAUCGGCACCCGAUGAGGAAAGCAACUUUUGUUGCUACGAUAAAUUCCGGCAUGCUGAUACUGGCUCAGCAUAUAGUAAUGCAUGGAUUGAAAAUACCGAGACGGUUGAUACUCUAAAGGAAACUCUACAGGAACAGUUUGAAUAUGUUAAAAAUAGAUCGUACAAGACUAAAACAGGUAGUGGUUAUCGUUACGAACAUACACAACAAUAUGGUGAUUUAUCAAUUGCCAAAUUACCUGUGUCACAGUUUUUAGGUUACAAAAAGCCAAAUAAACAUUUGAAUGUUGGCGAACUAGCCAGAUUUGAUAACAACUGCGAGGGUGUUAAUAAACGCGAUGUUGCCAUUUAUUUACUAGAGAAACAAAUUGUUAAUUCUGUGAACAACAUCGAGAAAUUAGGUAAUUCGGAGGUAGUGAUUAUUAAUCCAUACGUUUUGGGAAAAUUGCAAACAUUUGUGAAUAUUUGUGAAACAAUGCGUGAAUCGAGUGAUGCGGACAUCGCUGUCAACCAAUUAAUACAACACUGCAGUCAAUACACUAACAAUCAGUUUAUAAAUAUUUUAUAAAAUAAUAUUCAUGAAUACCUUAAUCAAAUAUAAUAAAU